Molecule: messenger RNA, 1675 nt
Organism: Mastomys coucha (southern multimammate mouse)
Lineage: Eukaryota; Metazoa; Chordata; Mammalia; Rodentia; Muridae
Gene: Gnb2
Product: G protein subunit beta 2
Exons: 10
Coding region: 278-1300 (340 amino acids)
Biological process (GO): G protein-coupled receptor signaling pathway
Cellular component (GO): heterotrimeric G-protein complex; cytoplasm
Molecular function (GO): signaling receptor complex adaptor activity; protein binding
Source: RefSeq, a predicted model, not a curated record
CCUCGGUGCUGACGGGAGCUGGCGGCUUGGGGGCUCGCCUUCUUCCCCGCUACUCUCGCACUGACCAGCGGCUAAUGGGGUGCAGCCGGCCUGGAAUGGGGAUUAUCCCGGGUUGAGCCGUCCCGAACCUAUUAGUGCUCAAUCGGCUUUUCCCAAAUCCUGUAAACAGCCACCCUGGCCGGUUCUGGGCCUCGGGCCAGCGGCCAGGAGCUGCCUCCCCCAGCCCCCGUCCCGCGGCCCCUAGCCGCCCCCAACCCCGCCCCACGGGCCCGGCGCCAUGAGUGAGCUGGAGCAACUGAGACAGGAGGCCGAGCAGCUCCGGAACCAGAUCCGGGACGCCAGAAAAGCAUGCGGGGAUUCCACACUGACCCAGAUCACAGCUGGGCUGGACCCAGUGGGGCGAAUUCAGAUGAGAACACGGAGGACCCUCCGUGGACACCUGGCAAAAAUCUAUGCCAUGCACUGGGGGACAGACUCAAGGCUGCUGGUCAGCGCUUCCCAGGAUGGAAAGCUCAUCAUUUGGGACAGCUACACCACUAACAAGGUUCACGCCAUCCCUCUGCGCUCCUCCUGGGUCAUGACCUGUGCCUACGCCCCCUCAGGGAACUUUGUGGCCUGUGGGGGUUUGGACAACAUCUGCUCCAUCUAUAGUCUCAAGACCCGAGAGGGCAAUGUCAGGGUCAGCAGAGAGCUGCCUGGCCACACUGGGUACCUCUCAUGCUGCCGAUUCCUGGACGACAACCAAAUCAUCACCAGCUCUGGGGAUACCACCUGUGCCCUGUGGGACAUUGAGACAGGCCAGCAGACAGUGGGGUUUGCUGGACACAGUGGGGAUGUGAUGUCCCUGUCACUGGCCCCCGAUGGCCGCACCUUUGUGUCAGGUGCCUGUGACGCCUCCAUCAAGCUGUGGGAUGUUCGGGAUUCCAUGUGCCGACAGACAUUCAUAGGUCAUGAGUCGGACAUCAAUGCUGUGGCUUUCUUCCCCAACGGUUAUGCCUUCACCACGGGAUCAGAUGAUGCCACAUGUCGCCUGUUUGACUUGCGGGCCGAUCAAGAGCUGCUCAUGUAUUCCCACGACAACAUCAUCUGCGGCAUCACCUCGGUUGCCUUCUCACGCAGCGGCCGGCUGCUGCUCGCUGGCUACGAUGACUUCAACUGCAACAUCUGGGAUGCCAUGAAGGGUGACCGUGCAGGUGUCCUCGCUGGCCAUGACAACCGUGUGAGCUGCCUUGGAGUCACGGAUGAUGGGAUGGCUGUGGCUACAGGCUCCUGGGACUCCUUCCUCAAGAUCUGGAACUAACCUCCCCAAGCCCAGAUGGGCCCAGGCAGGGAGCCCUGCCCAUGCCCACACUACAGGCCCGGAGCUCUGGGGCUGGGUACACACGCCAAGCCUCCCUCCCUGGGCUACAGGGCCUCUGGUCCUGUUCCCAUACCCAGGUUUGGUUCCUCUCGGGGGCGGGGGGCCCCCACUGUGGAGAUAAAAGUCGGGGAUGGAAUGGGGGAAGAGGAAGGGCAGGAAAGCCCUCACCCUUUGCUGCCCUGGGGCCAGGGCCUCACCCCUCUGGAGGGCCAGAGGCAGGAGGUGGAAACUCCAGGGGCUGGCUUUUUUAACUGGUUUUAUUUUAAUUUUUAUUAUAUUUUCAGUUUUUCCAUAAAGGAACCACUUCCAACUCUG